Messenger RNA from Diachasma alloeum, 3615 nucleotides. RefSeq names its product DNA polymerase alpha catalytic subunit. Bases 349 to 3561 code for a protein of 1070 amino acids. Lineage: Eukaryota; Metazoa; Arthropoda; Insecta; Hymenoptera; Braconidae. Gene Ontology annotation, molecular function: DNA replication origin binding; DNA-directed DNA polymerase activity; pyrimidine nucleotide binding. The transcript is spliced from 3 exons. The record is from RefSeq and is a predicted model, not a curated record. Gene Ontology annotation, cellular component: alpha DNA polymerase:primase complex. Gene Ontology annotation, biological process: lagging strand elongation; leading strand elongation; mitotic DNA replication initiation.
UUCACGAGGCCGGGUUGAGAAGGCCUGUUUUCCCGCGAAAAUGAUAUAUACUCGAACGAUUCGACCAAUUGUCUUUCUAUCCAAUGAAGAAAUUCACAGAAUCGAAAAUGCCACGGAAGUGUAUUGUCCAAAAACGCUUGGAUUAUUGCUAUAUUGUUUCAACAAAGAAAUCACGCCAUUUGUGUUGCGCAGUUAUGUCAAGAGGUUAUUUUGAGACAAAGCGAACCACAGGACCACGAGAGAGUCGGUAUUCCCAAAAACAAUUAAACAAGCAGUUUAUUUAAACAAUAGAGCUUCCCCACGAUCAACCAGCCUCGGGAGAGAGACAAUUGAAGAAGCAGUAUAGUGAUGAGGACUCAACGGAAUCCUCAUCAACAACAAAUAAACUCGGAGCAUCUCCAUUCUGCACUGACUGUCAACUCCUCAGGGGAGCCUGUCCUGAAAUUCUACUACUUGGACGCCAAUGAGAGUGACACACCUGGAAAAGUCUACCUCUUUGGUAAGAUCCUCCUUUCAUCAACGAACACGUACGUCUCAUGCUGCGUUGUCGUGACAAACAUCCCCAGGAGGAUUUUUAUCCUCCCAAGUAAAGCAGCACAAUCUUUGGAUUCAGCAUCCCAGGAGUUUGUCAAACUUGCUUAUAAAUACAAAAUAAUUAAUUACAUUCCGAAAGUCGUCAGGAAAAAAUAUGCAUUCGAUAUUGAAGAAGUCCCAGAGGAGACUGAUUACAUAGAAGUUAAAUAUCCAGCCUCGUGCCCCAUGCUUCCAAGAUCUCAUCUGGGAUCAGAUAUCGAGCACAUCUUUGGGACUUGUGCAAAUGCCCUAGAGAUUCUGCUCACUGAGAGGGGGAUGAAAGGUCCCUCCUGGCUGGAGAUCAAAUUCCCAGUGUUUGCUAAGCCCCAGGAUAAUGAAACUUGGUGUAAAUGUCAAGUGUCGUGCUCAGACAUGGAGACUAUCACGGUUGUAAAAGAAGAGAAUGGGGAAAAACAUGAGAUUCCACCGAUGGUUUCCACAACUCUAAACAUCAGGACGAGAGUCUCUGAAAAAAAGGUGGAAGUGAUCAUGAUCUACAUGUUGACUCAGAUGAAUGUUGAUAUUUCUGGUACAUCAGUUGAAUCACCAGUUACGAAGGAGUGCUGCUUCAUAGUUAAUGGUGUUGGAAGGCCUGAAAAUUGUUCUGUAAAAACAGUCACAUCUAUCAACGUCAUUGAGUGUCCUGAUAAAGAGGAUCUACUUAAAAAGUUUCUCGAGAAGAUUAAAUCCCUCGACCCAGACAUUCUCAUAGGCUACGAUUGUGAGACAUCCUUGAUAAACUUGAUGCAUGGGAUCAUGGCCCUCAAGCCAAUACCCAAUGACACUGGGAUCUGCAGACUUAAGAACGAUGUAAGAAAAAUAAUGUACAUCCAGAAUCGCACCCUCAGGAAAGUUUUGCAUCGUCCCCUAUGUGACGUCAGAGUAGUCAUCAAAGAGAUUAACCCCAAGCUAGAUCAGGAAGAUUUUGACAAAAUAUGUUCAAUAAUAUUGAAGACUGAGGUGGGAGCUCUUCAUUCGUUGCCUUCCUGGAAAAUCCAAGAAUUCCUUGAUUCACCAGCGGGCACGUUUGAAAUUAUCAAUAUCACCAGGAGGGAGACUGACUGUAUAAUUCAGCUAACUCGUCAGAUGAAUAUACUUCCCCUCGCUGUGGAGAUGACGACAAUUGCGGGUCACGUGCUAUCGAAAGCCCUGGUAUUUCCCAGGAAUGAGAGGAGUGAAUUCCUGCUGCGUCACGAAUUCCACGAGGCAGGCUACAUCAUUCCAGAUAUGCACAAGGUGAAGAAGACUUGUGACAUCAGGGGAGGUUUGGUGUUGGAGGCUGAUGUUGGACUGCACGAGAAUGUAGCCAUCCUAAUGGACUUCAGGUCACUCUAUCCCAGCAUCAUCCAGGAGUACAACCUCUGCUUCACGACAAUGCCAGGGGUUUGCUUUAAACCUUUAGAAGAUGUUAAAAUCAAUCCUGAAGCUCCAGUGGGAAUUCUUCCCAGAAUAGUCGGUAGAAUUAUUGAGAGUCGCAAGGAAGCCAAACGAUUGCUAAAAGACCCAGCCAACUCACCAGCAAUGAAGCUGAAAUAUCAAGCCAGACAACUGGCUCUAAAACUCACAAUCAACACUCUGUACGGAUGCCUGGGUUCACAUCUCUAUCAAUUUUACACUCCCAACAUUGCAUCGAUAAUCACUGCCAAGGGUCGGGAAGUCCUGACGAAUACCGUGAGCACUGUGGAGUCAAUAGGGUUCAAUGUCAUCUACGGUGAUACAGAUUCAGUGUUGAUCAACACCAAACAGAAGGAUCGAACUGUGGCCCUAGACAUUGCAACAUCUAUCAAGGAGACUAUCAAUGCACAGUACAAACAUAUCGAGCUGGAGCAUGAGAUGACUUACAAGUGUGUCCUCAUGGCGAACAAGAAGAUAUACACUGGACUUUACUUCGAUGAUCUCCCUGAUGGCUCCACUCAGCUCGUUCUGGAGGCAAAAGGUAAAGUCCUGAAGGAAAAGUAUUGUUGUCAGCUAGUUGAUACCACCGUCCACUAUGUCCUGAAUGAGAUAUUUAGCGAUGAACGCCACGACAAGAAAAUCAACAACAUCGAAGCCUAUCUCCAGAAGAUUGGUAAAAUGAGGGGGGAUAAACUGUUGGAGGCUGUCAUCCCUUCCCUAGUGAUCACCAAAAAGCUGCUACACGACCCAGAAGACAGUCCCAAUACUAGAGCUGCACAUGUGGAUCUGGCCAUUCGGUUGAAUAAAACAGCACCUGGUACAUGGAGAGAGGGACACUUUAUUUCCUACAUCAUCUGCGUAGAUGAGACAGAUAACCCUCCAGAAAAACGAGCUUAUCUCAAGGGGACGAACCUCAAACCUGAUCUGCUUUAUUAUUUCAUCCAAGAACUCAUACCACCACUCGUAUCCCUCUUCAAGCCAAUUCCAGAGUUGCACGCUGAAUUUUUUGCUGAUUUUCUGGGAGUAAGGAAGGAAUGGCAAAACUCAGGUGCCAACGGUGCGAAAUCUGGUCAGAGGAGGUUGAUUCCGAUUGAGGGAUUUUGUUUCAAAUGCAGAAAUUGUGGGAGCCGUAUUGGGAUGUAUGGAUUUAACAGGAAGCAAGGGAGAGGAUAUAUUCCAGUUUUGUCGUCGUGCAGUAAUCCUGAAUGCGAUGUUGCUCCUUGGGAGUAUGUUGAUAAAAUCAUACUAGAUUUGGAGGGCCACAUCGUUGAUUUCAUGGAGAAGCAUCCCCCCAAAAUCAUGUGCACAUUUAAUAAAUGUGAUUGGGUGACUGAGAAAACAAAAACGAUGCCUAAAACGUGCCCCAAGUGCAAGUUAAAUAGUGAGUUUCGAAGGGAUUUGCCUGUGGCCGCUUGCUAUGGACGCGUUAAUCUUCUCAGAACAUGGUUCGAUGUUGAUGCUCAGGCAGAAGUCGUCAGGAAGAGAUUAAGGCCGGAGAUUAUUGAGGCUUAUAGGAAGGUAUCGAGGUAUCUCAUCAACUUCAUGGAGGAAAGGUCUGUCAGUGUUGUUGAUAUAAACAAAUUGUUCGUUUGAAAAUGAGGGACAUUGGGUUUUUGAAAUAAAUAAUGUUCGUUUAUUCUUCUUUAA